AUGGACGACGAACACUGGCUUUACUCCCGAACCAGCACCACUACCCCUACCAAUUCAACGGAUUCCUCUGCCUUUUCCUCCACGGAAGCGGAGUCAUACCGAGCAAAGAGAAGGUCGAGAAAGCUUGCGGAUCAAGGUACUAGAUCAAGUGACGAGAGUCAGAAAACCAAGAGAACGUCGGUCCUGGAUAAUGCUAGAUUAAUCUCCAAGUCGUAUGGUGUUAAGAAUCUUAAAGCUGUGAAGUUGCUUGAGGAGUUAAAGAGACCGAAGCAGCCUGUGUCUCCUGGAGCACGUCUCACCAGCUUCCUUAACUCAAUCUUCCAAUCUAACGCCAAGAAAGUGAAGCUUUGCUCUGUCAGUAAGACCACAGAGGUCAAGUCUACUUCCUCAAGAUCUUGUUUCAGCCGAACCAGAUAUACAACCGACAACAACAACUGUAAUAACUUGAAAAGAUCGGUCAGAGACUAUCCCGUUAGAGGAGCCGUCGACGGAGACAGCAGAGACUCUAUUUACAAUAACAUUACUCGCAAGAAAAGACCCAUUCCAGAGUUUACUGGAAAGAAGAGUGUCGGAAUUAAGGCUAAUAUUCAUCAUAAUGAGUUGACUUGCAUCACAAGAAAAAUCAGUUUCAAAAAUUCUAUAACAAGUUGUAGAGAUGAAGAUGAAGAAGAGGAGGAUGAUGUUUGGAGUUACUCAAGCUCGGAUCUGUUCGAGCUCGAUAGUCACCGGAUUGGUAUCACUACAAGAAAUAGAUCCGUUUCCGACGACUAUUUCCGUCAGAGAAUGGUCGGAAACACUUUUUUCUAA
Messenger RNA from Arabis nemorensis, 807 nucleotides. The record is from the annotation of a GenBank genome assembly. Lineage: Eukaryota; Viridiplantae; Streptophyta; Magnoliopsida; Brassicales; Brassicaceae.